AUGUAUGUUAGUUUUGCAUCAGCUGGCUCAGGGUUUGAUGAUCUAACUACUAUGAUAUACAAAGUUAUUCCAAUGAUGAUGCAAGUUGAUAUGUUCAAGAACUAUAUUCAAAGACUUACCGAGAUUGUAGGUGUAGAUGAAAGUAAGAAAAUUAUUGGUAGUGCUUUAGUUAUUCUUAGUGCAGGAACUAAUGACUUUACCAAAAAUUUCUACGACCUUCCGGUAAGGAAACUACAAUACAAUAUUAGCGGUUACCAAGAUUUUAUCCAAGAUAGACUACAAAGCUUCAUCAAGGAAAUUUACGAGCUUGGAUGUCGCAAUAUAGUGGUUGCUGGCCUACCUCCUAUUGGUUGCCUUCCCAUUCAAGAGACUAUAUCGUCUCAACUUCCUUUAACGCGAAUAUGUUUGGAAGAUCAAAACUCGGACUCCAUAUCCUAUAAUCAGAAGCUUUCAAAGUUGUUGGGCAAUCUGCCAUCGCAACUACAUGGAAGCACAAUAUUGUACGCUGACAUUUACACCCCUCUCAUCGACAUGGUCAAUAAUCCUCACAAGUAUGGUUUUGAGCAUACAAACACAGGUUGUUGUGGAACUGGAUUGGCAGAAGUAGCGCCUCUAUGUAAUGCAUUAACCCCAACAUGUGAAGAUUCAUCAAAAUACCUGUUUUGGGAUAGCGUCCAUCCGACCGAAGCAGCUUACAAAUUCAUGACUGAAUUAUUUCUCAAGCAAUUUCUUUAA
Molecule: messenger RNA, 735 nt
Organism: Cucurbita maxima (winter squash)
Lineage: Eukaryota; Viridiplantae; Streptophyta; Magnoliopsida; Cucurbitales; Cucurbitaceae
Product: GDSL esterase/lipase At2g30310-like
Exons: 4
Coding region: 1-735 (244 amino acids)
Molecular function (GO): hydrolase activity, acting on ester bonds
Source: RefSeq, a predicted model, not a curated record